GCGCGGCACGGCGGCGGCAGCCCGGGGGACCGCACCUCCCCCGGCCCCUCCGUCACCUCCAUCCUCCCGCGCGCUCCGGCUCCUGCCCCCGCCCGCUGGAAUCCUAUUCGGGAAUUGUUUAAAUUUUGUAAAAAGGGAGUUAGAGGACGCGGAGCUCUGGAGGCGCGGGGGACUCAGUGUGGUGUAAAGGAGAUCUGCAGCCAUGGAUGUGUUCAUGAAAGGACUUUCAAAGGCCAAGGAGGGAGUUGUGGCUGCUGCUGAAAAAACCAAGCAGGGUGUGGCCGAAGCAGCGGGGAAGACAAAAGAGGGUGUUCUCUACGUAGGCUCUAAAACCAAGGAGGGAGUGGUUCAUGGUGUGACUACAGUGGCUGAGAAGACCAAAGAACAAGUGACAAAUGUUGGAGGGGCAGUGGUGACAGGUGUGACGGCUGUGGCGCAGAAGACUGUGGAGGGAGCUGGGAACAUUGCAGCUGCCACUGGCUUUGUCAAGAAGGAUCAGCUGGGCAAGAGUGAAGAAGGAUCCCCCCAGGAAGGAAUUCUGGAAGACAUGCCUGUGGAUCCUGACAGUGAGGCCUAUGAAAUGCCUUCUGAGGAAGGCUAUCAAGACUAUGAACCUGAAGCUUAAGAAAUACCUUGGCUUCCAGUUUCUUAAGAUCUGCUGACAGAUGUUCCACCCUAUACCAGUGCUCAGUUCCAAUGUGCCCAGUCAUGACAUUUUCUCUGAGUUUUUACGGUGUAUUUUGAAGUCUUCCAUCAGCAGUGGUUGAAGUCUCUGUACCUGCCCCAUCAGCAUCUCGGUGCUCCCCUCACUGAAGUGAAUUUAUGGUAGCAGCCUCCGUGUGUGCUGUGGAUAUUGUGGCUUCAAAUCUAAAACGUUAAAACAGAUAAAAAACACCCAAGUGACUACCACUUAUUUCUAAAUCUCCACUAUUUUUCUGUUGCUAGUGUUGA
Octodon degus (degu) is the source of this 951-nucleotide messenger RNA. RefSeq names its product synuclein alpha (gene Snca). Gene Ontology annotation, molecular function: cuprous ion binding. Gene Ontology annotation, biological process: synaptic vesicle endocytosis; synapse organization; chemical synaptic transmission. Gene Ontology annotation, cellular component: axon terminus; cytoplasm; neuronal cell body. The transcript is spliced from 6 exons. Bases 203 to 625 code for a protein of 140 amino acids. The record is from RefSeq and is a predicted model, not a curated record. NCBI's taxonomy places the organism in Eukaryota, Metazoa, Chordata, Mammalia, Rodentia, Octodontidae.